Molecule: messenger RNA, 1265 nt
Organism: Sorghum bicolor (sorghum)
Lineage: Eukaryota; Viridiplantae; Streptophyta; Magnoliopsida; Poales; Poaceae
Product: bidirectional sugar transporter SWEET13
Exons: 5
Coding region: 106-1014 (302 amino acids)
Biological process (GO): carbohydrate transport
Cellular component (GO): membrane
Molecular function (GO): sugar transmembrane transporter activity
Source: RefSeq, a predicted model, not a curated record
GCGUAUCAUUGCCAGAGUUUCUGACAACAACUCAGCUGAGAACUCCUUGCAGAGCUCUUCGAUCUUGCCCAUAGCACCUGCAACUGUUAGUUCAGUUGUGUCGCAAUGGCAGGCCUAUCUCUGCAGCACCCCUGGGCAUUCGCUUUCGGCCUCCUAGGCAACGUCAUCUCCUUCUUGACCUUCCUAGCCCCGAUACCGACAUUCUACCGCAUCUACAAGAGCAAGUCGACGGAGGGCUUCCAGUCGGUUCCCUACGUGGUUGCCCUGUUCAGCGCCAUGUUGUGGAUCUUCUAUGCACUGAUCAAAUCCAACGAGACGUUCCUCAUCACCAUCAACGCCGCCGGCUGUGUGAUCGAGACCAUCUACAUCGUCAUGUACUUCGUCUAUGCGCCCAAGAAAGCCAAGUUGUUCACAGCCAAGAUCAUGCUCCUCCUCAAUGUCGGCGUCUUUGGUGUCAUCCUCCUCGUCACCCUCCUCCUCUUCAAGGGUGACAAGCGCGUUGUCAUGCUUGGAUGGAUCUGUGUCGGCUUCUCCGUCAGUGUCUUUGUGGCGCCGUUGAGCAUCAUGAGACGCGUGAUCCAAACGAAGAGCGUGGAGUACAUGCCGUUCUCCCUCUCCCUCUCGCUCACCCUCAGCGCUGUCGUCUGGUUCCUCUAUGGCCUCCUCAUCAAAGACAAAUACGUCGCGCUUCCAAACAUCCUUGGGUUCACCUUUGGCGUGGUCCAGAUGGUGCUGUACGUGUUGUACAUGAACAAAACGCCGGUGGCUGUUGCCGAGGGCAAGGAUGCCGGAGUCAAGCUUCCCUCUGCUGCAGACGAGCACGUGCUCGUCAACAUUACCAAGCUCAGCCCUGCCCUCCCCGACAGGAGCUCCGGGGUGCACCGAGCCACCCAGAUGGCGGCGGUUCCCGCCAGCAGCUGCGCUGCUGAAGCAGCUGCGCCGGCGAUGCUGCCCAACAGGGACGUGGUCGACGUCUUCGUGAGCCGCCAGAGCCCAGCCGUCCACGUGGUCUAGGCUCUCCAUCGCAAGCAAGCAUGCGUCGUCGAAUCGAGUCUGAAUGCAAAUCGGACCCCCUUUUUUUUACAUUUAUCUAUGUGUGCCAGCAUGUGCGCCAUAUACCCGUUUAUCCAACCCUUAGCUUUAUUUAUUUCUCAAAUAUUCAAUUCUAGUAAAUGUGCUUUCAUGUAACCAGGCAGGAAUUUCAUUCCUCUCUAAAAUAAUCGUAAGAAUUUUCUAUAUCGUGUUAAUGUACUGUACCUUAUCUA